This is a messenger RNA of Sardina pilchardus (European sardine), 2822 nucleotides long. RefSeq names its product arylsulfatase family, member Ib (gene arsib). NCBI's taxonomy places the organism in Eukaryota, Metazoa, Chordata, Actinopteri, Clupeiformes, Clupeidae. The record is from RefSeq and is a predicted model, not a curated record. The coding region runs from base 92 to 1816 and encodes 574 amino acids. The transcript has 2 exons.
GAAUGAAUAUUAAUCUUGAAGUCGUCAUGCCAGCUCAGGAUCACCCGUAGCCUACACAGUGAACAGGUUUAGUAGCCUACGUGGAUGAGACAUGGCUAUGCUGGCACUGACUGGUAUUUUUUUGCUACAUUUAUUACGCUUUAGCUACGCGUCCUGGGACUGGGUAAAGCCAAACCAGGUGGAGAGCGAAUCUAUCCACUUCCAGGGUUCUGCCGCAUAUAAAGCGAAGCAACCUCCGCACAUCAUUUUCAUUCUAACGGAUGACCAGGGAUUUCACGACAUAGGCUACCAUGAUUCGGACAUCCGCACUCCAACACUGGACAAGCUUGCCAAGGAGGGAGUCAAACUAGAGAACUAUUAUGUGCAACCCCUUUGUACACCGUCACGCAGUCAGCUGAUCACUGGCAGGUAUCAGAUCCACACUGGCCUCCAGCACUCCAUCAUCCGGCCCCGGCAGCCCAACUGCCUGCCCCAGCACAUGGCCACGCUGCCCCAGCGGCUGCAGGAGGCCGGCUACGCCACCCACAUGGUGGGCAAGUGGCACCUGGGCUUCUACAAGAAGGACUGCCUGCCCACGCGCCGCGGCUUCCACACCUACUUCGGCUCGCUGACCGGCAGCGUGGACUACUACACGUACAGCUCGUGCGACGGCAAGGCGCUGUGCGGCUACGACCUGCACGAGGGCGAGUCGGUGGCCUGGGGCCAGAAGGGCAAGUACUCCACGCACCUGUACACGCAGCGCGUGCGCAAGAUCCUGGCGGCGCACGACCCGCACAGCCAGCCGCUCUUCCUCUUCGUGUCGCUGCAGGCCGUCCACACGCCCCUCAAGCCGCCCAAGGAGUACAUCUACCCGUACCGCGGCAUGGGCAACGUGGCGCGGCGCAAGUACGCGGCGGUGGUGUCCAUCGUGGACGAGGCGGUGCACAACAUCACCUACGCCCUGCGCAAGUACGGCUACUACAAGAACAGCGUGCUGGUCUUCUCCACGGACAACGGCGCGCAGCCCUUCACGGGCGGCAGCAACUGGCCGCUGCGCGGGAGGAAGGGCACCUACUGGGAGGGCGGCGUGAGGGGGCUGGGGUUCGUGCACAGCCCUUUGUUGAGGCACCGGCGGAGGGUGAGCAAGGCCCUGCUGCACAUCACCGACUGGUUCCCCACGCUGGUCGGCCUGGCCAGGGGCAACGCGUCCCAGGACCCCGGGCUGGACGGCUACGACGUCUGGCCCGCCAUCAGCGAGGGCAAGGAGUCGCCGCGCAUGGAGAUCCUGCACAACAUCGACCCGCUGAACCGCAAGGGCCGCGGCUCCUGGAGGGACGGCGAGCAGGCGUGGGACACGGCCGUGCAGGCGGCCAUCCGCGUGGGCGACUGGAAGCUGCUGACGGGCGACCCGGGCCACGGCGACUGGGUGCCGCCUCAGGUGCUGGCGCACUUCCCCGGCGGCUGGUGGAACCUGGAGCGCGGCGCCGGCCACCCGGCCAAGUCCGUCUGGCUCUACAACAUCACCGGCGACCCGUGCGAGCGCCACGACAUGGCCACCCAGCGGCCGGACGUGGUCAAGAAGCUCAUGGCGCGGCUGGCGUACUACAACCGCACCGCCGUGCCCGUGCAGUACCCGCCGGACGACCCGCGCGCCAACCCCGACCGGAACGGCGGCGUGUGGGGGCCCUGGGUUGGCGACAACGAGGAAGUCGAACAGACCGUCUCCGGGGUCUACUAUAAGCGGGGCAAGAAUCGCAAGAAGAAGAAAUGCAGGAUCUGCCGGCUCAAGCCCUUCUUCAAGCGGCUGAACAAACGGGUCCUGUCCAACAGAAUGUAGCACUGAUGCUGUUGUCGUUGUUGCGCUUUUGCAAACCAUAAACAUUCUGCUCACUGCCCUCUGAGCCUUGGCAUCCCACGUCUGAGAAUCCCUGAGAGGUGGGAUGCAAAAGCCUGAACUCUGUUUACAUCUCACAGUACAACUCUGUAGUUUUUUCCCCAAGUGAAUCCAGGGUGGAGUCUUACCUUUUACCUUCACAAGUCAGAAAAGGGCCGAAGCCUUUUGAAAUCCACUGGUCUCAGAACUUUCCACUUACAAAGCCUUGUCUACCUGACCUGCGCGGCAAUUUCACAAACAUUUCAUGCAUUCCCCAUGUGACCAUCACACCACACGGAACAUGCAGGAACAAUGGAAAACUCUCAAUGUGUUUAUAUAUUCUUAAAUCCUUAAUUCCUUAUUAUAAUUAUUAGUGCAUGUCUUGACAUUUCUGAAUGACAUAAUGCUGCACAGCAUUGCAAAAACACACACACACUGGAACUUGCCUUGAGCAUGUCAGAUUCCCCUUUUUCAUCAUUCUGAUAAAAUAGAGUCCCAAACUAUUAAACUGUUUCUCAACAGUGCCUUGUCACAAAAUCUUGCUGGAAUAUUCUCUGUUGUGUUUCCAUUUUGAAUCAGCUUGUCACUCGCUUAUCCAAUGCUGUUGCAUUCCAACUUUCCAUUCCAAGGAAUAUGCUGGAAUUGUUUCUGCGUUGGUAGCACAUGUUUAGUAUGCUGGCCAACAAUUCGGUCAUGUUUGAAAACAAAUUGUGUUAUGUGUGAGUUGGUAGGCCUUAGUCGUCCUCUGAUACCAGAAAACAACUUGAAAGACUGUUUCACAUAGAAAAACGUAAAGUUUUCCCACCUGUUUUGUCCCGGAAUCUGAAUUAUUUAAGUGCUAAUAGUGUUUCAUUCACCUUGUAAAUGUUCAUUGUUGAUCUUGCUUUUGACUUAGACGACUGUUGUGCUGAAACGGACACAAUAAAUGCCUAAAUGCUUUCACUUUUCAAACACAUCUCUUCAUGGAGUA